Molecule: messenger RNA, 5516 nt
Organism: Acanthochromis polyacanthus (spiny chromis)
Lineage: Eukaryota; Metazoa; Chordata; Actinopteri; Pomacentridae
Gene: bmp3
Product: bone morphogenetic protein 3
Exons: 3
Coding region: 837-2231 (464 amino acids)
Biological process (GO): SMAD protein signal transduction; BMP signaling pathway; osteoblast differentiation
Cellular component (GO): extracellular region
Molecular function (GO): cytokine activity; growth factor activity
Source: RefSeq, a predicted model, not a curated record
UACAGCAUCCGGAUCGGACCGUGAUGGUACAGGAUGUGUGUGCUUAACUCCAUUGAACUAAACUAAAUAGGGAAGAAAGCCUUUAAUGCUGACAAUAAGCCGCUUCAUUCAGCGGCGCGGCCCAGACGCACAGCUCUGCGGAGCAGAAAUUACGCACGGAGGGGCUGCUCUGAGGCAGCAGUUUGGGCACUGAAACCGGCUCGAAAAAUCAACGGAAUGUCCUCCAGAUGAAGUAUUUUUGUUCGGCUACGUUUUCAGGAAUCAACCCGCAGAGCAGCUUCCUCCAGCUCCUGAUAACGAGAUAAUUUGUCCCCAGGCUGAAUGUGCGUAAAAGUAUUUCGAACAGGAAACUCUCUCUCGCUCUCUCUCGCUCUCUCUCUCUCUCUCUCUCUGUGUGUGUGUGUGUGUGUGUGUAGAUGUGUGUGUGUAAGAGGAAUACCCAGCUGGUCCCACAAGCCCUAUAAUACCAAGCACAACAUGCUUUACCUUCAAUGAAAGCUGAGACGGGGGGACGGUUGACUGCUGCUGGUCCUGAAAUCAACUCAGAGCUCCGGAGCGUCGCAGUUUUAGCAGCUCGCCUUUCCUGCAUCUGCUUUAUUACACCUUCUGCUGCGCGCCGGAACCUUUUUUUCUCCUGUAUCAUUUACUGACUUUUUGCGCUUUUUACCCAAAGCGGACUUUUGUUGGAUAACUUCCCCCCUACUUUCUUACCGUGCCCGCUGUCAGAGGUGAUGCUACCAUUUAGUCCCAUCCUCAGGUGAUGGUAGGGGCCCCUUUUGGAGAAGGUUUUCCACAGCUGUUAUUUUUCCCCUCGCUACUUUUCCUCCGGCUCCAGCAUGGCUCUCUACUCUCGGUUUGUGGUCGUGCUGCUCUACGGAUGGAGUUAUCUGUGCGUUGGAUACUGCGCGAUGCUGAAAACGGACAAUUUCCCCGAGAGGCGAAAGGUGGAUUUUACGCAUUCGGUGGAUAAAAAGUACGAGGCGAAGGAAGACCAGGACGCGCUUUUACAGGAUACAAUGACGGAGCACAUGCAGAUGCUUUACGCGAAGUACAACCGAGCUGGAUUUCCCUUCAAGGACGGCAACACUGUUCGCAGCUUCAAGGCGCACUGGGGUACGAUAAACAAGAAGCAGCUGCAGAUCUUCAACCUCACCUCCCUCACUAAAUCGGAAGACGUUCUGUCGGCCACCCUUCAUUACUACAUCGGGGACCUUCAGAACAGCACCAGCGGCUGCUCCAGGUCCAAAACCUGCGUCCAGGUCCGCCACGGCCCCCGCAGGCACAGCCACAUCCACAUGGUCAUCUGGAGCUUCGGCUCGGUGGACAACAAGCUGAGGACUCUGGGACACUUUCGGAUCAACGUGUCCACGCUGCACAGGGACUUCAUCUCCUGGCAGUGGAAGGACAUCACUCGCGUGGUCAACCAGGCCAAACACCACGACGAGCUGCUCAUUGGGAUCGAGGUGGCUUCGCAAGGGCCCCAGCAGUGGAAGAAGCUCCUGUCUGACCGCUCGCCCUACAUCCUGGUCUACGCCAACGACUCGGCCAUUUCAGAGCCUGAAAGCGUGGUGGCCACCCUCCAGAGGCACCACUCGGUGGGAGGCGAUGGCUCCGUUCCCUUCCACAAACUGGAGCUGCGAGAGCGAAACCACACCGAGCAAGAGCAGCCGCCGGCCAGACACAAGCGCUCGGUGAACGUUCUCCUCCCCCUGCAGAACAACGAGCUCCCCGGACCCGAGUAUCCGUACGAGACGACCGGCUGGGAUGAGACGAGUCCGUACGAGCCUUUUGAGAACAAACAGGCCCGUCGGCCGCGCAAAAAGACUCGCAAGAACCAGCGGCACAAGAUGCCCCUGCUGCAGUUCGACGAGCAGACGAUUAAAAAGGCGCGAAAGAAGCAGUGGAACGAGCCCAGGAACUGCGCUCGGAGAUACCUGAAAGUGGACUUUGCUGACAUCGGAUGGAGCGAAUGGAUUAUAUCACCCAAAUCAUUCGAUGCCUACUACUGCUCAGGGUCCUGUCAGUUCCCCAUGCCCAAGGCCCUGAAGCCGUCUAACCACGCCACCAUCCAGAGCAUAGUCCGGGCGGUGGGCGUCGUCCCCGGCAUCCCCGAGCCGUGCUGCGUCCCCGAGAAGAUGUCCUCCCUCAGCAUCCUCUUCUUCGACGAGGACAAGAACGUGGUGCUCAAAGUCUACCCCAACAUGACUGUGGAUUCCUGCGCCUGUAGAUAGUUUCCUUUCCCCUCUUUCCAUGCCUCGUAUCGCGUAGUUUAAAAAACAAAAACAACAACAGCCAGAAAGACUCCAAGUCUCUCCUCCUGCUUCUUCAGUCUUUCUCAAACAUCCGUUGAACAUCCCUGGUUGCACUGGAGGAGAGUGACUGGCUGCUGUUCCAGGCGAAGAGGAGUUCGGUCUGUUCACAGGAAGAAGAUGAUGAAUGGAUGGUGUGAGUUAUUAUUAUUAUCAUUAUCCUUGUGGAAGAUUACGGGAACGGAAAAAAGAGUCAGAUGUCCACAUGCAAACCGGCACCACUGUUUAUCUUCGUAUUUAUCAUCGCUGCUCAGUCAUCUGUUAGCAGGGCGGAUCAUAAACUCACUGUCAAGCUGAGGCAGACAAACAACAACAAAAAAAAGAGACAAAAACUGAAGGAAAAUAUUCACUUUUUCAGGAAAAAAAAUAGCUCGAACUGAUGCCUUCUUCACAGCUUGAAGUUGUCUUUACCACAAGGUCACCUCUGCUCGCACUUGCAUGGUUUUUGUUACUAUGUGUAAGUAUUUCUGUCCGUACUAUCACUGUGUUUAUUCGCUAUACGAGAACGUUAUUGUAUAAUUAUUGGCUUGGCUGCUAUAGAGGGUUAUGUUAGAUUCCAAAGCCAGAAUUGUGACUUAGAUGGUAGGUGUUUUUUUUUUUUUGCAUAUUUGUGUUCAGAUUGUCGCUCAGAACCCAGAUUUUAAGAGCUGAAGAAUGUGGUCUUCAUUAGCAGUUGGAGACCUGCGCUAUCGUUAGCUCAAACCUCAAACAUUAAUAGUAAUAUAAAGGGAUAAAGUGUAUAAAAAGGAGAAACUACUACAAUAAACCGAGGCUUUCACUACACAAGUGUAAAACCGCUGGACUCUGGAAGCUAGUCAAGGCUUGUGGAGAUAUUUAAAACCCUCGUUGGAGCUGAUAAGUUUGCAAAAAAACCACAAAUACAUGGUGGGACUUGGCCAUCAGUUACGGUUAGCGGAUUCAGAACAUGUUGCUAUCACAUAUGUUUUUUUAAAAUAAUGCAUCAUAUUUACAGCCUGGAGUGACAUUCAUGAAGAAAGACCAUUUAUAAAUGCUUUCAUCAACAAAAUCAAUAUGGAGUCAAUAUACACUGCUGGUCUGGAAUCAGUUUUGCUUCACGUAUACUUAAGGCUCAUCGUUUUUGGUUGGAAAUCUGGAUUCCAUGUACGAACAGGUGACAAAUUAAAGGAAAACCCCAAUAUAAAAUGUCUUAAUAAGGUGUUGCUAUGUGCUUCCAUUCGACUUUGGAUUGGUUUCUGGACUCUACUGGAGGGAUGGAGCACCAAUGUUACAAUAGAUAUUCUCUGAUUUGGUGUUUUGAUGAUGGUGGUAGUGUGUUAGUAGGUUGGGUUGAGAUUUGGCGACUUCACAACAUUUUUAUUCAACCUGUUGGGGUCAUUUCAGGUCCUUCUGUGUCCUCCACUGGGAUCCUGAGGUGGUCCCAGGCCAGACGAGUUUACCUAGAAAACGUCCAUAAAAAGGCGUUCACAAGACAACCGUAUCCUAACCAUUGGUUUUCUGCUGUCUGUUCGUACUGCUUUUGUGAUUUUGACCGUUAAAGCCGCACCAUAGGGCAAAAAAAUGUAAAAACUGCCUGGAAAACUUCCAUAAGACUUCCACAAGACAACCAUAUCUAAACUCUUCAUUUUCUGUGCGUACUCAUGCAAAUUUUCUGAUCUUGACCAUUAAGGCUGCAGUAGGCAGCAUUAUUAUGGCAAAAAAAUCUAUUUUAACCUCACUUAUUUUUAAGCAUAGUGUAAUGAAAGUGGUCCUCUUCCCAGCUCCAUUUUCAAGCUUUAUGUACCUUUAAAGUUGAGACAUUUUAGCCAAUCAAGACACUUUUCACAGGUCCAGGUUUGAAUUGAAGCAGAAAUAGUGAGAUUUUUGUCCAGAUUUCUGCCUGCAGCAGCUUUAAUUUGAGUAUUACAGAGAAAAAUGAUGGACUGAAGUAGAAAAACUGCCUAGAAAACCUCCAACACAAGGCGUCCAGGAGGUAGUGGAUGUCAUACCAUCUAAAAACACAACCAUCAGGAUAAGAAAUGCUUCAUUGUAGCAUAAAAAUGAUCAAUUAGAACAACUUUGCAGUGCUUUGCAGAGACCAACUGGCCUUUUCAUGCAUUUUCCUUUAAUUUGUCACCCAUUUCUAUGUUCUUUGACCUCCAAAAGACAAAAAAAAAACCUAACAAAAGCUAUUAUUUGCAGUAAAGUAGGUGCUUUGGUAGCUGUAUUAUUUGAUCUUCACCAUAAAAGUUGCAUUUUUUAAAUAAUAAAGCCAAAAAAUGAUGAGCAGUGCAUAAUAUACAUCAGUGAUCAGUUUUCCUGGGUCACACAAGGCUAAUAUUAUUAUAUAUUAUUAUUAUACAGAGUGGAUUUUUUACCUAAAUCAUGAGGUGUGUGUUAUUUGAUCACUUGUCGUAACUUUGUGCAUUAUUGUCACAAAAUCAAGUAUUUAUUCAGAGCAAAUAGACUUAAAUAUAGCAGCGAACCUUUGUGUUUCUCUUCCUUGUACAUUGUUUUUGUAUAUAGCUCACUAUAACUAUGCCUCUUUGAGAUAGAAGUGCCUUUUCAGUGGGUGGAUUUCUGCUUUAAACCACAGUUUGAUUUGAUUCUGUCGCCUGAACUGAGCUCAAGUCAGCUGAGAAUAUUUUUUUAUGGUACAAAAAUAACAAAGAGUGAACAUAGCGCAUAUUCUUGUGAUAAGUGGAAUUUAUGCUACAGCGUAUUGCAGAUGAUUCACCGUUUUGAUAUUCCAGAGACCUUUAUUUUGUCGAUACCUAAAGGCAGGUUGUUUAACUUUCUAUAUUUUGUACCGACAACAUUUUCCAGUUUCCUCAUCAGAUUUUUAGAGAAACGCAUGCCGACGAGUCGCCUCUGGGGCUUUUUUUCUGCAUUCUGCGAGUACGGAAAAGUACAUUUAUACACAUUUAUCAGCAGUUUAUUCCAUCUUAUCUUGUAAAUGUUCCGCUGUAGGUGAAACAAAAAAAGAAACGCUUGUACAAUAAGCUUCAUAAAAUAUAUUUGUAUAUGGAAAAGACCUUUAACAUGCAUCUAUUUAUUUUCUGUAUGUUGCAUAUCUUGUAGAGGUGUGGUCUGGGAUGAAGGGGGGACUCCGACAUGUUGAUGGUUUUUAUAUCUGUCACGGACUUUUGUCACUACUGAUGUGAACGUUUGGGUUAAAGUCUCCCUCCUCUGAGCUCCGACCCUCCUUCCAAAGCCUUCAAAGACAUGAAUAAAAGUAUGCAAGACUCA